UGCCGCUUAGCUAUUGGUACCCUUUCGAUGAAAACAAAUACCACAUCUGGAUCUUAAUCGAGCAGCUGCUGACAAUAUUUUGCGCUGGAUUAUCGUUCGCUUCGGUGCAUAUUUUCUGUAACUCCGUGUUGAUUUACAUGAGGGGGCAAUUGAAAAUAUUACAAUACUACUUUACUAAUUUUUUCGAAAACAUCGUGGAAAAAGAUAGAAAUGGUUGCUUCCAAGAAUUGAAGUUCCUGUGUGUGAAACAUCAAAACUUAAUUGAGUACAUUAAUACCGCAAAUUGUGCUUUCAAAGGAGUAGUGUUUUUUGAAUAUGCCAUUUCUUCCAUAGUGUUAGCUACAUCAAUUAUUCAAAUUUCUGUGGGUGGCAAUGUCACCAAUAACUUAAUUCAUUUGUUUGGAGUAACCAGUCAACUACUGCUAUUGGCUUGGUACUCGGACGAAAUUGUAUUUCAGAGUCUCGAGUUGGCACCGGCACUUUACCAAAGUAAAUGGUACGAAUGCAGCAAGGAAUCUAGAAUCCUGAUUAGUAUGAUGCUGAUGAGAUGUCAGAAGCCUUUGAGUAUCGAUAUAGGUUCAUUUGGAGCUAUGACAAUUCAAUCAGCAAUGACUGUAAGUAUUGUUAUUCGAUUGUUCUUGCUUUAUUUGCUAUGUGCUAAAAGGCAUCGCUUCAUGCUGAAUGAAUACCCUCAUAUUUAA
Messenger RNA from Cylas formicarius (sweet potato weevil), 701 nucleotides. RefSeq names its product odorant receptor 45b-like. The transcript has 4 exons. The coding region runs from base 138 to 701 and encodes 187 amino acids. The record is from RefSeq and is a predicted model, not a curated record. Gene Ontology annotation, cellular component: plasma membrane. Lineage: Eukaryota; Metazoa; Arthropoda; Insecta; Coleoptera; Brentidae. Gene Ontology annotation, biological process: sensory perception of smell; detection of chemical stimulus involved in sensory perception of smell. Gene Ontology annotation, molecular function: odorant binding; olfactory receptor activity.